Numida meleagris (helmeted guineafowl) is the source of this 2987-nucleotide messenger RNA. Its product is annotated as alkaline phosphatase, placental-like. Gene Ontology annotation, biological process: dephosphorylation. NCBI's taxonomy places the organism in Eukaryota, Metazoa, Chordata, Aves, Galliformes, Numididae. Gene Ontology annotation, cellular component: plasma membrane. The transcript has 10 exons. Bases 637 to 2955 code for a protein of 772 amino acids. Gene Ontology annotation, molecular function: alkaline phosphatase activity. The record is from RefSeq and is a predicted model, not a curated record.
UUUGCUCAGUGGAAGGUGGGGGUCAGGGAGGUGCACGUGCUCCUGACCCGCGCUGCUUCCUCUAAUCCCCCAGUCUGAGCCACCACCGACCAGCACCGGGUGUCUGCCUCAGCCUCUCGCAGCCUGGCUUCCAGCCUAACCCCACACCAGGACCCUUUAGCCAGAGACAGGACUGUCCCGGCUCUGCACCCACCCAACACUGAAGAGCAUGGGUGGUAUCCUCACUUCUUCCUUCUACGGGGAGGGAAGUGCCCAGCCUCAGUCCUUAGCAGGGUGUUUCAUCUGUCUGCUCCACUGUCCCUGCUGUGCUCUGGCAGCAUCUGUGUCAUCACCUCUAUGGGGCUGGGAUCAGCUUUUGGUGAGAGGGAAUGGCUCCACUGUGCCAGCAUGAGGGGAGAGUGAGCACUGUGCUUUGCUCUGCAUUGGUGGUGGUGACAGCUGUGGCCCUGGCAUGGACACAACUGCCAUGCACAGCAGCAGGGACCUGGCUGAGCCUGGGCUGCCUGGCUCAACCCCAGGGCCUGGGCCUUAGCAUGGGUCAGAGCUGGGUACUGUGUGCACCUCAAGAGCUGGGAGAUGUCAUGAUCCCUUGCAGUCCCCAGGAGAUGGGCUGGUGGCAUCCUUCCAGUUGCAUCCAUGGGCCAUAGCCCUGCCCUGCGCUCAUGUGAGAUGUCACCUCUCCCUGACUGCAGACACCGGAGGGGAACGCAGCAGCAGCCUGUUCCUGUGUGGGUUUCCAUGUGCCUCAUGGACACAGAAGGUGCUGUGUCAACCCUGUCCCUUGGGAGAGGGGAUCUCAGGACACUGACACAACAGCGAGGUGUCCUCCCCUACCCCUCUUUCUGGCAUCCUCUUCCCGUGUUGUCUCCCUGGGAAAACAAGCUCAAUCCAGCCCAGCCCAGCACGUCUGCGAAAACAGCCCUUUGCCCUGAGCACUCCCCACCUGUCCCUGGGGUCCCUGCAGGUGUGGAGCUAGGGACCCCCAGGUACUCGUACAGCCCUGGGGACACCGAGUGCCCCAGGGCCACCUCACUCCCCAGGGAUGGGCUGGAGGUCCUCCCUCACCUUGGGGGGAAGGGAUGGCCCCCGGGGAGGGCUGGGGACACUGGGAGGGCAGGGCCACAAGAGAUGUCCCUGAAUGUUAUCAGCCCAUCGUCUCACCCCACAGCAGGGGCUCAGCCCUCCGGCGGGACAGGGCAGGGCAUAAAGGGCUGUGUGCCCCCCCCCAUCCCUGCACACAGGCGGCCAUCAGGGAGGAACGUGGGCUGGGCAGCAUGGGAUGGCUGCUCUCUCCCAGGAUCUGCUUCCUCCUUCUUUUCCUCACCCCACUCACUGCCACUGCGACAUCAGGUGAGAGCUCAAUGGGGGACAUGGUGGGGUGGGAGCACUGAAGCUGCUUGGGGGCCCUGCACACCCCCAGCUCUGCUCUCACCUCCAGAUGCUGAGAAGACCCCGCACUACUGGAAUGAAGGGGCCAAGAGGAGGCUGGAGGCAGCCCUGGCCUUGCAGCCGGCAGCACAGCGAGCCAAAAACAUCAUCCUGUUUGUGGGUGAUGGCAUGGGGGUGGCCACGAUGUCAGCAGCCCGGAUCUACAAGGGGCAGCUGGCCGGCGGCUCGGGUGAGGAGAGCGUCUUGGCCAUGGAGACGUUUCCCCACGUGGCCCUGGCCAAGACCUACACCAUCGACCGACAGGUGCCCGACAGUGCCGGCACGGGCACGGCUUACCUGUGCGGGGUGAAAGCCAACGCCAAGACAGUGGGGCUGAGCGGGGCGGCCGUCUAUGGCAAAUGCCGCACAGCCUUGGGCAACGAGGUGGACUCCAUCCUGCACCGGGCCAGGCUGGCAGGUAAGUCGGUGGGCAUCGUGACCACCACGCGGGUGCAACACGCGUCCCCUGCUGCCGCCUACGCACACUCGGCCAGCCGCAGCUGGUACACUGAUGCCAACAUGCCCCGGGAGACCCUGAGGGAUGGCUGCAAGGACAUCGCCCACCAGCUGGUGUACAACACUGACAUCAAUGUGAUCCUGGGCGGUGGGAGGGCCUACAUGACCCCCAGGUGGACACGGGACCCUGAGUACCCAGAGGACCCCGCGCAGAACGGCACCAGGAGGGACGGGCGGGAUCUGGUGGCUGAGUGGCUGAGCACCAGGGAGGGAGCACGCUACGUCUGGGACAAGAAGGGCCUGGAUGCGGUUGAUGACAGCUCUGUGAGCCACCUCAUGGGCCUCUUCGAGCCCAAGGACAUGAGGUAUGAGCUGAACCGCAAUGCCACCACGGACCCCUCCAUCGUGGAAAUGACGGAGAAAGCCAUCCGCAUCCUGCGCAGGAACCCCAACGGCUUCUUCCUCUUUGUGGAAGGUGGCAGGAUCGACCAUGGGCACCACAGCGGCCGGGCCAAGCAGGCACUGAUGGAGACUGUCAUGCUGGACCAGGCGGUGGCACGGGCAGGCGAGCUGACGGAGCCCUCCGACACACUGACUGUGGUGACGGCCGACCACUCGCACGUCUUCACCUUCGGGGGCAACACGUUGCGUGGAGCCUCCAUCUUCGGGCUGGCCCCUAAGAAAGCCAAGGACAAGCGAGCCUACACCAGCAUCCUCUAUGGCAAUGGGCCAGGAUACAGCAUCCGUGAUGGGGGCCGCCCGGCCGCCAGCCUCCCUACUGUGGAGGACAAGGACUACAGGCAGCAGGCGGCCGUCCCCCUCGACUUGGAGACCCACAGCGGGGAGGAUGUGGUGGUGCUGGCCCAGGGCCCCAUGGCCCACCUCUUCUACGGGGUGCAGGAGCAGCACUACGUUGCCCAUGCCAUUGCUUACGCCGCAUGCCUCAAGCCCUAUGAUGCCAGGCCUCGCUGUGGGGCAGCCCGCAGGGCCUCCAGCGGCACCCAGCACUCCCCACGGCCCCCACUCACCCUCUUGGCCCUCUGCAUGGCUGCCUUCGUGGUGGUGGGCUGAGAGACCCCACCGAGCCCUGCUUCAGGCCCCUG